This is a messenger RNA of Phytomonas sp. Hart1, 990 nucleotides long. The record is from the annotation of a GenBank genome assembly. NCBI's taxonomy places the organism in Eukaryota, Euglenozoa, Kinetoplastea, Trypanosomatida, Trypanosomatidae.
AUGGCGGUUCUUUUUCUACGCCAGCUCCUCACUCGAAGGGCGUGUGCGAAUCAACUGUUGCUUAUUCUAGACAGCGAGCUGCUCUUUUCUCCGAUGAAAAAGGAAAGAGAGGAUGUUUUAGAUAUUGGGGCUAUCUUUCAGAUCAUGGUGGGCGCCGUUUUUGAUGCAGUUUGUUCUCAGCGUCAGGCUUUACACGAUCAUGUUUCCUUUUUGAGGGAGGUGUGGAGUUGCCUCGUGAUCGCUACCCAGCCGCCUGAGUUUUCGAAUUUGCCAGAUUUAGUGGCACUCGUCGGGCGUCAUGUCGUUGAGCAGUGGUCCGUCUCCGUGAAUGAGAUUUUUCCCAUCCUUCGUGAAGCGUUUUCGAAAAGAAAUCAGACUUACACUGAUACGAUGCCUCUAAAGACAAGGGAUGCCGCGUUAGAAGUAAUAUUUUACAAAUUUCCAGCCACUAUAGCCGAAUCCUUGCGUUUUUCCGGUGUAUUUUUUGUGCUUGACAAGAUUGAAGUACUAGGAGGGAAUUUAAAUCCGGCGAGUGUGGAGAGACCGCUUGGGGAUUUAACGGCUAUUCUCUCUGCGUUAUGGAGAGAUCACCACAAUCAUGUUCUGCUCGUCUGGCCGUCUACUUACGAUUUUUCGAAUUUUCCUUUUUCGUCCAUGACAGAGCAUGUCGAUACGGUCGGUUUGCUUUCAAAAUUGCAGCUUGAACGCGAAGAUAAAAUUUGUCUUCCACAGUAUAUACGAUGUUCGGAAAAGCAAUUUCCACUUGAGAUAUUUAUGGGUUGCCCUGGAUACCUUGCUUUGGUGCUUUCUCUUGUGCAGACGUUAGAGCCUUCGUCCUUCUCGACGAAUUUUUUAUCUUCUGAGGAAGGUUUAGGGAACAAUAAAGAACUAAGACGGCCCUAUGGAAUCUGUAUUAAAGAGGAAGAAGUAGAAAAGCUUCUCAGUCUGAUGAGUCAGUUUUGUUCUGCCUUAAAGAGGUUUCUCUCUUGA